UGACGUCACACGUCACAAUUCAUAACAGCUGUUCCAUUUAAAAAUAUAUUAAAAUUAAUAAAAUUGUAUAAUUAAAAAUAAUAUUAAUAUCAUGACUCGUCAAGCUGAAGGGGAAGAAUAUUGGCUGAAAUAUUUAUCAGAUAUUCCUACUAACUACAAAUGUGCAGUAGGUUUAAUAUUAGGACAGGUAGUUUCUCAAAAAUAUCAUGUGUUUCACUUUGCAAAAACGCCACCCUUUCAAACUGACGAAGAUAAAGCUGCCGGAAAACCUCUUGUAACUAUGAAAAAUAUUUUAGAGAUAAAUGACAGUUUUGUGGCAGAUCACGCUCUACAAGCAACGAGAAUGUUGCCAGGAGGAAUGCAUGUACUGGGUGUUUUCGUAGUAUCAGAUGAAGAGAUACUCAAUCCCUUUAACUCAAAACUUCGUACAUUAUUGACAACAGUUAACAAGACAUUAGGAAAUCAGAAUUAUCUCUUCGGUAAUUGUGGUAGUGAAAAAUUAAUUUUUCACUAUUCAGGAAAAACAAAAAGAUACCUUGCGAAAAGUUAUAAUGUUGCAAGUUCAAGUAUCACACCUGUCGACUUUAAGUUCCUCCCUAAAAUAAAUAAUUGGCUAAAUUUUGAAUUUAAAUACGUGAUUGAUUAUUUGUAUUUUAUAAGUGGGAAUAACUAUGAAGGACCAUUGAAUAGACAUAUUAAGAUUAUUUUAGACAAUAUUAAUAAGAAACUUCAAAAAUAUUUCUUUUUGUUUAAUGACGAGUUUAAAGAAUCAGAUGAAAGGAUAGAAAGCAUAAAUAAAAAGAAAAAAAUACCAAGAGGUUCAUCCAAAAGGAAUAUUGAUAAUAAUGCUGAAGAAAAACCCGUUCAAGUAUCCAUUUAUGAGGAUACAUAUUCCAUGGAAAUUCCUGAUAAAAUUGAAACUGAAAAAGUAAUGGGUCAGAUAAGAAUCAUAGGCGAGGUAGCUAGUAAACUUUGGUUGAACCCGAAAACCACGAUUAGUGAGGUUGAGCAGGCUAUAAAGGAAGAUAUAAUGCGAAGUUUAUCGGGAAGGGUGGAUAUGCACUGGGAUUCUUUAACAGAUGAAGAAUUAGGCGAGAAUAUUAAUACUGUCCAUGAACCUCCAAGAAGAAUGCUGAUAACACUGCCAGAUAGUAACAUUUCCAUUUCUGAUUACUUAUUUCCUGGUGAAGGUGCUGAAGAUGUUAAAACAUCUUUGGAAGAGUUACUUGAUAUAAAGGCAGGCAAUGAGUUAGAAGUACUAGAUCUAGAAGGCCAAGCAGAUAUAUCACAAUAUUAUCAAGAAACAUCUAGUCCAGAAGCAGAAUGUGACACUUUGAUACCACAAGUUUCUACAAAUAUAAGUUCCCAUAAGUAUUUAAUAGGAGUAGGUACAGGAUUUUUAAUACUUGUCAUUUCAAUUAUUCUCCAUAUAUUUUUAAAGGGAGAUAAUGUAAAAUAGUAAUGUUUGAUAUAUUUUAUAAUUUUGCUUAAACAUUUUGUAUGUGUAUGUUUUUCUGGUUUUAAGAGGCUUUAAAUAGGUAUUAUGAAAUAAAUAAAGGAUUUUUUAUAUUUUA
Molecule: messenger RNA, 1574 nt
Organism: Sitophilus oryzae (rice weevil)
Lineage: Eukaryota; Metazoa; Arthropoda; Insecta; Coleoptera; Curculionidae
Product: protein odr-4 homolog
Exons: 6
Coding region: 92-1459 (455 amino acids)
Biological process (GO): intracellular protein localization
Cellular component (GO): endomembrane system
Source: RefSeq, a predicted model, not a curated record